AUGGCCGAAGCUUUUGUCGAACUCGGUGCAGAAGGAGUCAACCACGUUGUCGAGAAUUACUGGGAUAACAUCCACGACGGAGCUAAGAAAGUCGUUACUGGACAAAGUCCCUCCGCACCCACUAAACAACAGCAAGAAGCGAAACCGCACGCACCAGCUUCACAGGCUGGAUCACAAUAUUCGCGCGCACAUCGCCAGGAUAGUAAGCGUGACGGACGACAGAGGAAAUAUCGAAACGAAUUACCGAGUCCAGAGCGUGACUACGAUAACAGAGGUGAAGGAAGGCAGAGGCGACGCAGAAGCGAUAGUCUUGAGCGUGAGAGCCUGACUUCGGAACGGGUGACGACUGCCUACGAGAACGAACGCGACGACCCCAUCAGACCGAUCGAUCCUAAACUUGAUAGGAAGUUGAGGCGCGAUAGUGGGAGAAUGUCGUACGCGGGUGGUUUAGGUGCGGGCGAUAGACAGGAUCGGGCGCAUUCGGCUCAGCCGUCUAGGAGCAAAUAUUAUGACGAUGACGAGAGCGAUUAUGAUGAGAGGACUGGGAAGAGGUAUUCGGGUGGUGGGAGAGGGUAUGAUGAUCGGCAUGAUGAUGAUCGGGGUUAUGAUCGUGAGGUGAUUACGGAGGAGAGGUAUCGGGGUCCUGCUCGAGGACUACCUUACGACAACCGCCGCAAUGACAGCUACACAUCCCGUGACCCGUACGGUCCUGGCGCAGUAGCUACCUAUCGCCGCAGCCAAGGAGACUUGACCGAGGCCUCUAAGCGCUCGCGCUCUCGCGGUCGUCGCGACAAAUACUACGAUGACCGCGACAGAUCGUACUCGCGCUCCCGCUCUGGCUCCCGCGAUCGCGAACAUGGUAGCCGAGGCGGAGGAGAGGAAGGCUGGCGCGGCAAGCUAGACGAGACCUUUGACACUUCGACCCGCGGUCUUGGGGUCGGCAUCGCAGGCGCAGUCAUCGGCGGACUGGCUGGAAGGCAAUUUGGCAACAAGCACAAGGAACGUGAUAUCGUGCUCGGUGCUGUCCUUGGUGGGCUGGCAUCGAAUAUUGCUGAGAAUAAAUAUGCGGAGUGGAAGGAUAAGAAGGAGGGGAAAUUUGAAGAGAAAGAGCAGAAAUGGGAGCAGAGAUGGGAUGAGGGGAGUCGUACUGGGAGGAAUAGGUGA
Messenger RNA from Recurvomyces mirabilis, 1164 nucleotides. RefSeq lists its product as uncharacterized. Gene Ontology annotation, cellular component: outer membrane. The record is from RefSeq and is a predicted model, not a curated record. The transcript has 2 exons. The coding region runs from base 1 to 1164 and encodes 387 amino acids. NCBI's taxonomy places the organism in Eukaryota, Fungi, Ascomycota, Dothideomycetes, Mycosphaerellales, Teratosphaeriaceae.